Oryzias melastigma (Indian medaka) is the source of this 1458-nucleotide messenger RNA. RefSeq names its product lipoyltransferase 1 (gene lipt1). Gene Ontology annotation, molecular function: lipoyltransferase activity. NCBI's taxonomy places the organism in Eukaryota, Metazoa, Chordata, Actinopteri, Beloniformes, Adrianichthyidae. Gene Ontology annotation, biological process: protein lipoylation. The record is from RefSeq and is a predicted model, not a curated record. The transcript has 4 exons. Gene Ontology annotation, cellular component: cytoplasm; mitochondrion. The coding region runs from base 222 to 1364 and encodes 380 amino acids.
AGAGCGUUCGAAAAUGCUAGUCGGUGUUUGUGGCCGCGUGCUUACUGAGGGACAGUCCGUACGUUUGGACUUCCGGUUUCACAGCGUGGACGAAGUAGUGACUUAAGCUAGUGCUAGCUUCUGUUCGUCACUCUCCUGCGGGGAAGGGUUUGUGUCGUCACGCCUUACGUUUUACGUCGUCUACUUAAAAAAUUGUAAUGAAGAAACAUCCGUAGACGAGGAUGUUACAGCUCAGAAGGACUUUAGCUCUUCUAAGAGGUGAAACUGGAAACCAGCGGGCUCGGACCGGCUCCACCUUCCCCUUUCUUAAUUCAACUGAUGCCAGUUCUGGACUAGUCCUCCAGUCUCAGUCCACUGAUGUGUACCAGAACUUAGCUUUGGAGGACUGGAUUGAUGCCCAUGUGGACCUACAGCAGCGCGGCAUCCUGUUACUGUGGAGGAACCGGCCGGCUGUGGUCAUUGGACGCCACCAGAACCCGUGGAGCGAGUGCAACCUCCCGGCAAUGAGGGAAAUGGGAAUCGCUUUGGCCCGCCGGCGGAGUGGGGGUGGCACGGUCUUCCACGACCACGGGAACCUGAACAUGACUUUCUUUGCUUCCAAGAAGGCGUACGACCGCAAGAGGAACCUGAAGGUGGUGACCGAGGCUUUGAGACGGCUGCGGCCAAACCUGGACAUCCAGGCCACUGAUAGAUUUGAUAUUUUAUUGAAAGGACACUACAAGAUUUCGGGUACUGCAUCCAGACUCAGUAGGAAGUCCUCCUACCACCACUGCACCCUCCUCUACUCUGCCGAUCGCUCCGCCCUCUCCACGGUGCUCCGCCCUUCGUGUCCCGGCAUCCAAAGUAACGCCACACCAAGCGUCCCGUCACCUGUCGCCAACCUGAUAGACCAUGCACCUUCUCUGGCUUUAGAGGAGCUCCUGGAAGCACUAGUGCAGCAGUACAACACAGAGUUCGGCUUCAGCUCGGCGUGCACUCUUGUCGACCCGUCCGACGAGUCCGCGUUCCCCGGCGUGGGCACCAUGGCGACAGAGCUGCGAAGCUGGGACUGGACGUUCGGCAGGACGCCUAAAUUCAGAGUGGAAACGCUGCUGGAGCUGAGGGAUGAGCAGCCGCCCGCCCGCUGCUCCGCUCAGCUGCAGGUGGAGGUGAAGGCCGGACAGGUGGAGAGCUGCAGGUUGGACGUCCCUGCCAGCUGGAUUCCCCUGCGGCUCAGCGGGCAGCUGAGCGACGUGCUGGUCGGGGAGAGGUUCUGUCCGCACAGAGCGGCCGCCGCUGUCGCCGCCAUGCUGCGUUCUGAGAGAGGGCAGUUUCACAGCAGACUGCACAACCUGUGUGAGGCUGUGCUGGCUGUGAUGGGUUGAGAGCACUCCCUACAGGAAGCUGGAGGAACUGCAGCCCCACCAGCAAGAUGUUAGAUCUGAAUCUGACUGAGAAUUAAAUACCAUCAUGUUCUGA